GCUUCUUGCAGAUGAGGUCAGGGUCAGGGUUGAGUGGAAGGACAGGAGCAGUGAUAGUUCUGCGUCUUCCUCCGACACGCUCCUCACUAGUCCUGGAGGGGUCGGUGGAGCCCAUGCAGAUCGAUGCCGACCCUCAGGAAGACCAGCAGAAUGCACCCGACACCAACUACGUUGUGGAGAAUCCAACCCUGGAUCUGGAGCAGUACGCAUCCAGCUACAGCGGGCUGAUGAGGAUCGAGCGGCUGCAGUUCAUCGCCGAUCACUGCCCCCAGUUACGCGUGGAAGCUCUGAAGAUGGCCUUGUCUUUUGUCCAAAGAACAUUUAACGUUGACGUUUACGAAGAGAUCCAUCGCAAGCUCACUGAAGCCACAAGGCAAGAGCAGCUCCUGGAAAUGCAGGGAGUACCAGACGCUGUUCCUGAAGGAGCAGUGGAGCCUCCUCCCCUCGACACAGCCUGGGCCGAAUCGACCCGGAAAAAAGCCCUGCUCAAACUGGAGAAACUCGACACCGACCUAAAGAACUACAAGGGAAACUCCAUCAAAGAAAGUAUCAGGAGGGGUCACGAUGAUCUCGGAGAUCAUUACCUGGACUGUGGUGACCUCAGCAACGCCCUGAAGUGUUACUCCCGAGCCAGAGACUACUGCACAAGCGCCAAGCACGUCAUCAACAUGUGUCUUAAUGUAAUCAAGGUUAGCGUUUACCUCCAAAACUGGUCUCAUGUACUUAGCUAUGUCAGCAAGGCUGAAUCCACUCCAGAGAUAGCAGAGCAACGAGGGGAGAGAGAUAGUCAAAACCAAGCUGUUCUCACCAAACUAAAAUGUGCUGCAGGAUUGGCAGAACUCGCCUCGAGAAAAUAUAAACCUGCUGCCAAGUGCUUCCUGCAGGCCUCUUUCGACCACUGCGACUUCCCAGAGCUUCUUUCCCCGAGUAACGUAGCAGUUUACGGAGGACUUUGUGCUUUGGCUACGUUCGAUAGGCAGGAGCUGCAGCGUAAUGUCAUCUCUAGCAGCUCCUUUAAGUUAUUUUUAGAGUUGGAACCCCAAGUGCGUGAUAUUAUCUUCAAGUUUUACGAGUCAAAGUACGCGUCCUGUCUGAAAAUGCUGGAUGAAAUGAAGGACAAUCUCCUUCUAGACAUGUAUCUGGCUCCACAUGUAAGAACACUGUACACACAGAUCAGGAACAGAGCCCUCAUACAGUACUUCAGUCCAUACGUAUCUGCAGAUAUGAAUAAGAUGGCGUUGGCGUUUAACACCACAGUGGCGGCACUGGAGGAUGAACUCACUCAGCUGAUCCUGGAGGGACUUAUCAACGCUCGUAUCGACUCUCACAGCAAGAUCCUGUACGCACGUGACGUGGAUCAGAGGAGCACUACGUUCGAGAAAUCGCUGCAGAUGGGGAAGGAGUUUCAGAGACGAACCAAAGCCAUGAUCCUGAGGGCAGCAGUACUACGUAACCAGAUCCAUGUUAAGUCUCCUCCGAGAGAAGGCAGCCAAGGUGAACUGACACCCGCCAACAGCCAAACACGAAUGAGCACCAACAUGUGAACGCUCGACUCGUCUCGUCUCGUCGCCUCUCGCGAAGGAGCGCACGGGGGCCCACAGAAGCAUCGUAGACCCUCAUCCUAGAGUUCAGUUCUGUUUCCCUGCUGAAGAAUGCAAAAAAAAUCACAAUCUAAAGACUUUAUUUAAGUUGGGGGGAGGAAAAAAAAAAAAAGGUGAGACCCGUCGUCCGUACUAAAGAUGCCGAGGAUACUCUGUUGCUCUGACGAUUAUACAAACAAAAUUCAAAAAUUAAGGGGGGAACGCGGGGAAGGGGAAGUGAAAUGGCACUUCCGCUGUACUGGCCUGUUUGUAAAGAGAUGCACUUUCCUCUGUAUCUUGUGACGAAAUGUUGAUUACACAUCAGAUAAAAGAGAAACCUCAUCACGGAACAUGCUUUUAAAAUAAAUAUACAUUGGAAAAGACUA
Neoarius graeffei (lesser salmon catfish) is the source of this 1966-nucleotide messenger RNA. It is a transcript of the gene gps1, whose product is annotated as G protein pathway suppressor 1. Gene Ontology annotation, cellular component: COP9 signalosome. Lineage: Eukaryota; Metazoa; Chordata; Actinopteri; Siluriformes; Ariidae. Bases 12 to 1544 code for a protein of 510 amino acids. The record is from RefSeq and is a predicted model, not a curated record. The transcript has 14 exons.